CCCCAAGCCGCAAGGGGCGCCAUUUAGUUUCGUUCUGAAGGGAAUGCAGUAUUCCUUCCUUUCUACGCUUACGCGGAAAUGAAGCCUUACUUCCGGUUCUGCGCGCGCAGGACCUGACUGGCGCCAGGUUGACGGUCACCAUGAAGUUAAACCCCUUCGUGACUUCGGACCGCAGCAAAAACCGCAAACGCUACUUUAAUGCCCCCUCGCACGUGCGCAGGAAGAUCAUGUCGUCCCCGCUCUCCAAGGAGCUGAGGCAGAAGUAUAACGUCCGCUCCAUGCCCAUCCGCAAGGAUGAUGAGGUCCAGGUGGUUCGAGGACACUACAAAGGUCAGCAAAUUGGCAAGGUAGUCCAGGUGUACAGAAAGAAGUAUGUCAUCUACAUCGAGCGGGUGCAGCGUGAAAAAGCUAACGGCACAACUGUCCACGUGGGCAUUCACCCGAGCAAGGUGGUUAUCACCAGGCUAAAGCUGGAUAAAGAUCGGAAAAAAAUUGUUGAACGCAAAGCCAAAUCUCGACAAGUUGGUAAAGAGAAAGGCAAAUAUAAGGAAGAACUUAUUGAGAAAAUGCAGGAAUGAAUAAAAAUUAUUGUGCAACUGUGGUUUAACUGUAGAUUUUUAGCAUGGUGUGUAUCUCUUUGAAACUUCGAAAUGUGUCUGGAACAUUCUGUUCUUGCUAUGUGGUUCUGUUAAUCUGCUUUUGCUGUUUUAGUAAUUUUAUGAAUAAAAAUUAUAAAUGUUUUCCUUAC
Molecule: messenger RNA, 748 nt
Organism: Manis pentadactyla (Chinese pangolin)
Lineage: Eukaryota; Metazoa; Chordata; Mammalia; Pholidota; Manidae
Gene: RPL26L1
Product: ribosomal protein L26 like 1
Exons: 4
Coding region: 141-578 (145 amino acids)
Biological process (GO): cytoplasmic translation; ribosomal large subunit biogenesis
Cellular component (GO): cytosolic large ribosomal subunit; ribosome
Molecular function (GO): RNA binding; structural constituent of ribosome
Source: RefSeq, a predicted model, not a curated record